Messenger RNA from Gavia stellata (red-throated loon), 3232 nucleotides. It is a transcript of the gene LARP1, whose product is annotated as La ribonucleoprotein 1, translational regulator. Gene Ontology annotation, cellular component: cytosol; cytoplasmic stress granule. NCBI's taxonomy places the organism in Eukaryota, Metazoa, Chordata, Aves, Gaviiformes, Gaviidae. The transcript has 19 exons. Bases 1 to 3228 code for a protein of 1075 amino acids. The record is from RefSeq and is a predicted model, not a curated record. Gene Ontology annotation, biological process: positive regulation of translation; mRNA stabilization. Gene Ontology annotation, molecular function: RNA cap binding.
AUGGCGACGCAGGUGGAGGCGCUGCUGCCCGGCGCCCCGCUGCUGCCCGCCGAGGAGCGCGCCCUGGUGCUGAAGCCGCCGCAGGACGGCGGCCGGGAGAAGGGCGAGCCGCCCAUGGGCCCCGACGGCGGCCCCGCGGCGCCGCGGCCGCCCAGCGCCAAGCAGCAGAAGGAGGAGAGCAACAACCAGGAGAAGGAGAGCCUGCUGCGGGCGGGCGGCGAGGCGGAGGACGGCGGCGAGGCGGGCGGCGGGGGGCGCCGGGAGUUCAUCGAGGCCCCGCCGCCCAAGGUGAACCCCUGGACGAAGAACGCCCCCGCCGCCGCGCCGGCGGUGAACGGGCAGUCGCCUCCAGAACAUACAACUCCUGCGAAAGUGGUGAGGGCUGCCAACCCAAGACAGCGGAAAGGAAGCAAGGUUGGUGACUUCGGUGAUGCGACGAAUUGGCCGACACCUGGAGAAAUAGCCCACAAGAGCAUCCAGCCGCACAAAGUACCGUCCCUCCGAAAGCUGCCUGUCAAGAAAGACAUGAAAGAGCAGGAGAAAGGGGAUGGGAGCGAUGGCAAAGAGAGCCUGAAAACCAAAUCGGAUGAGUCCGGGGAGGAGAAGAACGGUGAUGAUGACAACCAGAAGUCAGCCCAGAAAAAGAAAGGCAACAAACACAAGUGGGUCCCUUUGCAGAUAGACAUGAAGUCAGAGGUGCCUAGGGACAAAACGGCCUCUCGGAACAACCGGCAAAACGAGCAGCACAGGCACCCCUCCAACAACCGCAGCGAGCUGAAAGGUGGGGGCUCAGGCUGGGGACCUGCUCUCCCUAUGCCAUCAUCCUGUAACACUUCUUCUCCUGCCUCUCCUUCCCUGUCUGCUGCAGGCUGGCACCCCGACAACAAGCACGAGCGCAGCUGGCAGGACCACGACGAAACCUCCAGCGUGAAGAGCGAGGGAGGAGCUGUGCGAGGGACCUUCCGGGGCCGAGGCCGGGGCCGUGGCAGGGGCCGGGGCCGUGGCAGAGGAGGUGAUGACUGGCACUUCGACUACCAGUAUGGGUACCGGAAAUUCGAGGGCUCGGAUGGCUCCCGCACCCAGAAGUACGCUAGCAACAUCACUUACUACUUCGACAACAUCAGCAGCGCCGAGCUCUACAGCGUGGACCAGGAACUGCUCAAGGACUACAUCAAGCGGCAGAUAGAAUAUUACUUCAGCGUGGACAACCUGGAGCGAGACUUCUUCCUGCGUCGCAAGAUGGACUCAGACGGCUUUCUUCCCAUCACCCUGAUUGCCAGUUUCCACCGGGUGCAGGCGCUGACCACUGACAUCAGCCUCAUCAUCAAGGCUCUGAAGGACAGCAAGGUGGUAGAAAUUGUGGACGAGAAGAUCAGGAGAAAAGAGCAGCCAGAAAAAUGGGCUCUGCCUGGCCCUCCCAUGGCAGACUACACACAGACAGACUUCUCACAGUUCAUCAACUGCCCUGAGUUUGUGCCCCGGCAAAGCUUCCAGAAAGAGACAGAGUCUGCUCCUGGCUCCCCGCGUCCCUCCAGCCCCGUCCCCACCAAAACAGAGGAGGUCAGUAACCUGAAGACGAUGCCCAAGGGCCUGUCCGCAAGUCUGCCAGACCUGGAUUCAGAGACGUGGAUUGAAGUGAAGAAGAGACCUCGGCCCUCCCCAGCCAGGCCCAGGAAACCAGAGGAGUCAAAGACACCACAGCAGCAGAAGCAGAAGGACCAAGAUGAACCUGAAGAGCUAGACUUCCUCUUUGAUGAGGAGAUGGAGCAGAUGGACGGCCGCAAGAACACCUUCACCGACUGGUCAGAUGAAGAUUCGGAUUACGAGAUUGACGAUCGGGAUGUGAACAAGAUCCUCAUCGUGACGCAGACGCCUCCUUACCUGCGGCGGCAUCCUGGUGGGGACCGGACUGGCAACCACACAUCCAGGGCUAAAAUGAGCUCAGAGCUGGCCAAGGUGAUCAACGAUGGGCUGUACUACUACGAGCAGGACCUGUGGACAGAGCAGUUUGAGCCAGAGUAUUCGCAGAUCAAGCAAGAAGUGGAGAACUUCAAGAAGGUGAAUAUGAUCAGCAGGGAGCAGUUUGACACCCUGACCCCAGAGCCCCCCGUGGAUCCAAACCAGGAAGUCCCUCCUGGUCCCCCCAGGUUCCAGCAAGUACCUACAGACGCUUUGGCUAACAAGUUGUUUGGAGUCCCUGAGCCUUCAACCAUUGCCCGGUCUUUGCCUACAACUGUACCAGAAUCUCCCAACUACCGCAACACCAGGACCCCCCGGACCCCUCGCACGCCUCAGCUGAAGGACCCGACGCAGACGCCCCGGUUCUACCCGGUGGUGAAAGAGGGCAGGACGAUAGAUGCCAAGACUCCACGGAAGAGGAAGACAAGGCACAGUUCGAACCCCCCGAUGGAGUGCCAUGUGGGCUGGGUGAUGGACUCUCGGGAGCACAGGCCCCGAACUGCCUCCAUCAGCUCCAGCCCCUCGGAGGGGACUCCGGCUGUUGGAAGCUACGGCUGCACCCCACAGUCCCUGCCCAAGUUUCAGCAUCCUUCUCAUGAGCUGCUCAAGGAGAAUGGCUUCACGCAACAUGUCUACCACAAGUACCGUCGGCGCUGCCUUAACGAGCGGAAACGACUGGGCAUUGGUCAGUCCCAGGAGAUGAACACGCUCUUCCGGUUCUGGUCCUUCUUCCUCCGAGAUCACUUCAACAAGAAAAUGUAUGAGGAGUUCAAGCAACUGGCUGUGGAGGACGGGAAGGAGGGAUACAGGUACGGUCUGGAGUGCCUUUUCAGAUACUACAGCUACGGGCUGGAGAAGAAAUUCCGGCCAGACAUAUUUAAGGACUUUCAAGAAGAGACCAUCAAGGAUUAUGAAGCUGGACAGCUCUAUGGGCUGGAAAAGUUCUGGGCCUUCUUAAAAUAUUCCAAAGCCAAAAAUCUGGACAUUAACAGCAAACUGCAAGAAUACCUCAGCAAGUUCAAGCGCCUCGAGGACUUCCGAGUGGAUCCACCCAUGGGGGAGGAAGGUGGACACAAGAGAUAUCCUACGACGUCAGGGGGAGAUGGCAGGAAGCGCUACCCAUCCCAGUCUUCCAGCAAAACGGUCAGCCAGUGCCCAGCCAGCCAAGCCCACAGCUCGCCCAGCCAGCCUGCACAAGAGGAUGCCAAAAACCUGAGCCAGCAAUCCCCUGCCCCGUCGGCUGCAGAAUCGCAGACAAUGGGGAAGUAAAGAG